Molecule: messenger RNA, 1698 nt
Organism: Schistosoma haematobium
Lineage: Eukaryota; Metazoa; Platyhelminthes; Trematoda; Strigeidida; Schistosomatidae
Gene: STPG2
Product: Sperm-tail PG-rich repeat-containing protein 2
Exons: 10
Coding region: 1-1698 (565 amino acids)
Source: RefSeq, a predicted model, not a curated record
AUGUAUGACAGACAAAAGCGAAUUUUCACGUUUCAGGAGAAGACGGCAACUGAUGAAAAUUUGGGUCCAGGAUCAUAUUAUAUUCAGGCUUCACUAACACCUGUGUGCGAUGUUGGAUAUGCUCCGUUCGAGUCACUGACGGAAAGAAAAUUAAAUUUCAGCUUUUUAGGUGUUGAGGCAUUCCCUUCACCAGCAGAUUACUUUCCAAAACUACCUUCUGAAAAAGUCAAGGGAUGUAGUUCCAUUGCAAAUAAGGCUAAGCGGUUUCCAUCGUUUUACUCAGAUGGACCAGGACCUGAAACAUAUAAUAUAGCAUCAAAAUGGGCGGGCAGAAAACCGGAUUCGCAUAGCCCUCUGCUUUCGGAAAAGGUUAAAAAUCAGCUAGCCAGUGAACAACAAGACAGGAGAAAACGGUUAAAUUAUUAUGAGGUAAUCCCUGAUGUUCGAUUUCGAGAUGUACCGAGCAUACCUUCUGGUGACUUUGUGCAUGGUUACGAAGAGGGUCUGGAUGGUCGACUCCACCCCCAAUCUGGACCAAAAAGGGAUGUAACACUUGGCCCAGCGUUUUAUGGGCCUACCAAAGACCCUGUUUUUACGCGGUAUAAAGGUUGUGGUUGGUCAAAGAGUACUUCAGGACGUUAUCUACUACACAGAGCUUCAAAUUCAGUUGGUCCAGGGCAAUAUGAUCCUUAUAAUGAUCCUUGGUUAAAACUUAUUGAAACUGCUAGAGAAAGAAGUAACAUUGAGGCUGAACAUCCUUUGGCAGUCCCAAGAUUCAUGGAUAAAGUUGUUCAUGAAUUGCACAAACAAAACUUCCCUAGUCCCUGUUCAUACAACACAAAUGACAAGCAAAUAUCUAAGGCUACUGCGGUGCAAGCGCCUUUUAAUACUGAAGAGCAAAGAUUCAAGGAGAAAGUUAUUGAUACACCAGGACCAAACGCAUAUGACCCAAAAAGUGGUGCGAUUUCAAGAAGGUGGUUAAGGCGUUUUCAACCUAGACCUUUUGAUGCUACGUCUGAAAGGUUCACUACCCAAAGUGACGUAAGACCAGCCCCAAAUAGUUAUAAUAUUGAUGACGGAUUGACAUAUCGCCUAGAUUUUUCACAACUUGGAAAAUGUGUGGGAUUCGGCUCAACAGCUAAACGUAUGAAUGAUAAGUUAGUUUUCGGUGGAAAAUUUAGCGGUGGAUUAAGUGACAUUCCUGGCCCUGGACAGUAUAAUCCACAAAAGUGUGAUGGAAAAUAUACUUCGAAAGCUGUUGGAAUUCCAAAGGCAAAAAGGGAGAUAUCGAUGCCUCAAUCGUCAGUGCCCCCACCCGGCACAUAUGAUUUUGGAAAAUCUUUUGAUGUGACACAAUGCAAACGUAUUCCCGCUGUACCUCGUACUAUAGAAGGUAGGCAAAGAAGAAAUUGCUUCUCAAAUACUGCAGAAAGAUUCGGUAAACAUUCUGCGUUGGGUCCAAAAAACCCUGAUGUGCCAGGUCCAGCAAAAUAUUAUAUAUUGGAAAAUAAACCUCAAAAAGGGAAGUUUGUUUAUCAGUCGGAGAGAUUCAAAGAAACAGAAAAAGAACAACUUCCUGGUCCAGCAGAUUACGAGUUAUUAACUUCGAAGCAGAAAUUCAAAUUUCAACUCAUUGGAAUACCACAAAUAUACCCUUAUUUUGUUACCAACUUUCUACUCAAUGCUCAAUUUAUUUGA